Messenger RNA from Anolis carolinensis (green anole), 3161 nucleotides. It is a transcript of the gene tmem41b, whose product is annotated as transmembrane protein 41B. The record is from RefSeq and is a predicted model, not a curated record. Bases 108 to 956 code for a protein of 282 amino acids. Gene Ontology annotation, cellular component: endoplasmic reticulum membrane. NCBI's taxonomy places the organism in Eukaryota, Metazoa, Chordata, Lepidosauria, Squamata, Anolidae. The transcript has 7 exons.
CUCCUCUCGCGAUACUUGACGCCGGCUGAGGCUGAGCGGGGCCUGCGCGUUGCCGGCCGGCGAGCAGCGUUGAUGGUGAGGCGGCGCCGGCGGGGGUUGAAGGGACCAUGGCGCACCGAGGCUCGGGAAGGCCGUCGGAGACGGAGGUAGAAGCGCUGAAGGAGGCAGAGGCGGCAUUGGAGCGGCAGAAGCUGAUUGCAGGGAAAGCCCAUAAAGAAGGCGGCUCUGCCCGAACAUCACUUCUUAUAUUAGUGUCCAUUUUCUUAACAGCGGCUUCUGUUAUGUUUAUGGUCUAUCAAAACUUCCCGCAGCUUAGUGAAAAAGAAAGAGAAUGUAUAAAGGUUCCCAGAGACAUGGAUGAUGCUAAAGCCUUAGGAAAAGUCCUUUCUAGAUAUAAGGAUACAUUCUAUGUACAAGUAUUAGUGGCCUACUUUGCUACCUAUGUAUUCCUGCAAACAUUUGCUAUUCCAGGAUCUAUAUUUCUGAGUAUACUUUCUGGAUUUCUCUAUCCCUUUCCACUAGCUCUUUUUCUUGUUUGUUUGUGCUCUGGACUUGGGGCAUCUUUCUGCUAUAUGUUGUCAUAUUUGGUUGGAAGACCAGUUGUAUAUAGAUAUUUAACAGAGAAAGCAGUGAAAUGGUCAAAACAGGUUGAACGGCACAGAGAACACCUCAUUAACUACAUAAUAUUUUUGAGAAUAACGCCUUUUCUUCCUAACUGGUUUAUCAAUAUAACCUCUCCUGUAAUAAAUGUACCACUGAAAGUGUUUUUCAUUGGUACUUUUCUAGGUGUUGCACCACCAUCUUUUGUAGCAAUUAAAGCUGGAACAACGCUUUACCAACUUACAACAGCAGGAGAAGCAGUUUCCUGGAACUCUGUUUUUAUUCUUAUGGUUCUAGCUAUACUCUCCAUCCUGCCAGCUGUUUUCCAGAAAAAACUUAAACAAAAGUUUGAAUAGAGGUCAGCCUGGAUCUUCACUUCCCAUAUUUCAUCUCAGGAUCAUCAUUUUUAUGAUCACUUUUUCUAGUUGAUCUUUAAACAUUUAAAACAGGGGAAACUUGUAAAUGAUAAAUAUGUUUCUGAACUUCUUGUUCAGUUUUAUUUACAGAGCAUGAAGGCAAAAUAAUGACAGCUGAUUUGGGAUGAUCUGUACCUUUUUUUUUUACAAUGAAAACCUGAUGAGAAUUGUUAAUUUUAACAAUCUGUACAAUGUUUAAUGUAUGCCUUAUCUGUUUAUGUUGGCUUCAUGUCAAUAAUUCCUGUUUACCAAUCCUCUUAAUCUUGAAUGACAGUGAAAGUCAUUUAUGAAUAAUGAAUAAUAAUGGAUUGCCCAGCAGAUUCUACAGCCCAGUGGAGUAAUGGACUCCCUAUUUUCUUUAUUAAUUCAUUCUUUUUUGGACAACAGAGAAGUGGUUUGACCAAUGCUCAGAAAAUUUGUUUAAUUUUGUGCGGUUUUAUAGCUCUCAUGCAUGAAGAUACUUGGUUGAAGGGACGCUGAUCAGGUUUUAUCUGAUGAAAUGCUAGUGUUAAUUUAUUUUUGCCAGUAUUUCAUACAAAUUACUGUUGCUGUCUUUGACAGUAAAAUAAUUGCAGUUUAAGAAAAUACUUGCAAUUUUAGAAAUUAAUUACUAUAAAAAUGAUGGCUGACAUCAAACUGCAUUUAUGAGUUCAUAUUGAAAUAGAUAAAUGUAGGAAUCACACCACCACUUGAGAGUUGGUAAUUGUUUUUUAAUGACAGUCAUUUAGGUUUACUGGGUAGGAAAUAAUUAUUAGGUUUUAACUUAUAAAAUGUUGCCAUGAGGAACAUAAUGCCUGGGUUUUGAUCCAGAGCUUCAUGAUUGUUCCAAGUGCCAGAGUGCCCCUUUAAGCAUAGGUUCCCUCAUUCAUAUUCAUGUCCCGACAAUUGAAUGAGAAGUGCCUAAACACGAGGAAGUUUCAUGUACAAAAGUAAGUGAAGUAUGCGUACGCAUAUCCACUGGGCUAGAUGUAUUGUGUACAAAUUGUACAUCUUGUAAAUAGUCCUUAGUUUAAGGAAGGUGUAUCAUUUUUCUGGUGGAAGACUAGCUAAUUAUUUACUAUGAAGCUAACACCAAUUUUCAAAAUAUAAGUGUUCAAUUAGGGCAUUUACCUAUCCUUGAAAAAAUAUUAUUGCCCCAGGUAUUUUUCUUCUGUUUGCCUUUCCAGCAUGUGCCUGUCUCGGCCUAAUUACUUUGUGCAGUUGUUUUGAUUAGAUGGAACUAUAUAAUGAAUUGUCAUUCAAACAGUUUUAUGGUUCUUAUGAUCCAGAUUUUUUUUUGCCAGUGUCCUUGUUUGAAUUAAGUCCUGAAUGCAAAUCCUAGCAUGCAGACAGUUGUGCUCAACCUACAAGAUCACCUACAAAACUGUAAAGUAUCUGUUCCAUUCCCAUAUUUAGAUGUAUACUCCUUUCCUCUUCACUUUUUAAGUCCUCUAAAGUGCACUUUGUCACCAUGUUUGGAAUCAAAGCCUCUCUGCUUGUCCUUUGUGGUGAAUCCCUGAAGAGAUGCAUAUUCUUCACCUGAUAAGCUUUUAAUUGCAGGGUGUAGAAUAUGACGUGUUUCUGCUUGCUGACUCAAUUGCAAUGGAGAAUGGUGCACAGAGGGGGGCUGGGGUAGAUAGGGGAUCAAACAGUGAAGGAUCCUGAGUGUUUCUAUUAUUUUUCAGGAUAUUUGGCAAGUAGAAACCUGCCCUGCCCUGUUUGGAAUACAGACCUGAUUUGCUCAUUUAAUAUAACAAUCAAGCACAAUACACAAAUGGUAAUUGCAACUAAGUCCCAUUGGAAAAAAAUGGAAUAGGAGUUUGGUUGUAACUGGACUGUGCCCAUUGUUUGCUGCAACUGCGGUUGGUAAAAACAGAAUACUUUACAGGCUCAAAGUUACUGUAGAUUCUAUGGAGGAAGUCACAAAGCACUUAAUUCUGGGUAAUGUAGUUACAGUUAUUAGGAAACAAGAUUUCUAAUAAGCUUCUGCAGGCUUCUAAAAUUACUGUCUUUAACAUCGCCUUGGCUACAGAGCUUUUGAAAUAUCGAGUUUGGGACUGUUAAAAGGUACUUUUGCAACUUUGUUAUUUUGUAACAAAAUGUGGAUUGAUUCAUUUUAUUGCAGUAUUAUGUGUACAUGCAAAGGAAAUAAAUCUAUAUUUGUCA